UUAUAUUAAUUCUGGCAAAGGAUGCCUAUUUCACUGGUGGCCUACCGAGAGAGAAAGAGAGAGAGAGAGAUGGAGUGCAUCGCCACACCCUUCUUCUCCAACUCCUGCGUCGUCACACUCAAGAGCGGAUCCAUCGCUCUCCCUUGCCGUCUCCGCUCGCCGUCUCCGCCGAGGAAGCGAUUGCUCGCCUCCCGCGAACUCCGCUGCCAGAAGAUGUAUGUUCCAGGGUUCGCGGAGGCUUCCCCGGAGGCGAAGGCUGCGAGGAAUCUACAGGAUUUCUUCACUUACCUCGCUGUAAAGAUCGUUCUGGCACAGCUCGAGAGCUAUAAUCGUGAGGCAUACGAUGAGUUGAUGGAAUUCAUCAGUGGCAAUUCUUUGAACGAUGGGGAAAAGUUCUGUCAAAGAUUGAUGCGCGAGUCUCCCAGGCACAAGGGUUUAGCUCUUCGAAUCCUUGAGGUCCGAUCUGCAUAUGCUAAGCAGGAUUUUGAGUGGGAAAACUUGAAGAAAUUAGCUUUCAAGAUGGUGGAUGAAUCUAACACUAGGCUUAUGAGGGAUUAUGUGGAGGAAACAAGUCACCUCGAAAGUGAGGGUUAGUCCCUGAAACACAGAUCUUAUGAAGGGUUCUCUUUUAAUCGCUUGAUUUGAUAGAAGGUCGCACAUAGAAGGCAUCAUGCAAAUUAUGUUAUUAAUUGUUAUGAUAUAAAGGAAUAGAAGAAAAGCAAUCAUGAGAUUACAUAAUAUAUGAAUUCUCUAAAUUAGAUCUCCAAUGCAUUAACCUUAUAUAAUAAUUUAUUUUUCAUAAUUUUAUAAUUCAACCUUAUAUGUUAA
Molecule: messenger RNA, 828 nt
Organism: Zingiber officinale
Lineage: Eukaryota; Viridiplantae; Streptophyta; Magnoliopsida; Zingiberales; Zingiberaceae
Product: chaperonin-like RBCX protein 1, chloroplastic
Exons: 6
Coding region: 22-594 (190 amino acids)
Biological process (GO): ribulose bisphosphate carboxylase complex assembly
Molecular function (GO): protein folding chaperone
Source: RefSeq, a predicted model, not a curated record